Molecule: messenger RNA, 571 nt
Organism: Salvelinus sp. IW2-2015
Lineage: Eukaryota; Metazoa; Chordata; Actinopteri; Salmoniformes; Salmonidae
Product: calpain-2 catalytic subunit-like
Biological process (GO): proteolysis
Cellular component (GO): cytoplasm
Molecular function (GO): calcium-dependent cysteine-type endopeptidase activity
Source: RefSeq, a predicted model, not a curated record
UGACUAUUCCACCAGCCCAACUGUUUUCCUCUUCACUGUGUCAACGCAGACUUCCACAAUGGCUGGGGUGGCAUCUACGUUGGCCAAGAAGAGGGCAUUGGCCGCUGGGUUUGGCACUAAUGCCAACGCGACAAAGUACCUAAACCAAGACUUCCAAUCUCUGAGGAGCGAGUGUCUGAGAAAAGGUUCAAUAUUUACGGAUUGCACAUUUCCAGCUGCACCCGAGUCGCUCGGAUUCAAAGAGCUUGGCCCGAAUACUUCAAAAACCAGAGGUGUGCAAUGGAAGCGACCCGGGGAACUGGUGUCCAACCCAGAAUUCAUCAUUGGUGGAGCCACGAGAACCGACAUCUGCCAAGGAGGUCUGGGUGACUGCUGGCUCCUGGCAGCCAUCGCCUCUCUGACCCUGAAUGAAGAUGUGAUGGCCCGGGUCGUUCCUGAAGGACAAGGCUUUGGACGUGGAGAGUACGCUGGGAUCUUUCACUUCCAGGUAGAGAUGAGCUCAAAUUCUAGAGUUACAGGUUGGAUCACAAAAUGGCAGCCUGUGUAUUACUUUUGAUUAGGUUCUGGCCCA